Molecule: messenger RNA, 3453 nt
Organism: Chara braunii
Lineage: Eukaryota; Viridiplantae; Streptophyta; Charophyceae; Charales; Characeae
Source: the annotation of a GenBank genome assembly
ACUGGGGGAAACGGCGGAGGCAUAUCAGGACCGCAUGCUGGCUUUGAUCAUAGAAGCCAAGCAGCGGGCGGAUGAAGUAGCAGCCGCAGAGAAGAAAAAGGCGGAGGAAGUCGAGCAGGCACGACUGCUAGUUCUUGAACAGGAGCGUCUGCAGGCCGAGGCAGCAGCGAAGGCUGCAGAUGAAGAACGAUUGAAGCGGCGUGAGAAGAUUUUCAGCGGGGAGCAAGCAUUACUCACAUUGGCAGUAGAAUGGCGAACUGAGAUGGAGACAGGGAAGAUGGAGGAGAGAGAGAACAAGAUUGCCCUCCUUCCUUUCCAUCUCACGGACCUCCUGACGACAUGCAUCGCGCAGCAGGAGGACAUUCACAGCCUCGAUGCCGAAGUCAAGAGUGUUCGCAGCUGCGUACAGCAGCUGGAGCAACGACCCCCCGCCGCCCCUGUGGCAAGCUCCUCCAACACAUCAGACCGCCUCAAUGCAUUGGAGACUGACGUCAGCGCACUCAAGGACGGUGCACGACUACAACAAACCGCUACUCAACAAUUGGAGCAGCGGGUCUAUGCUGCCGCCGCCAGCCCGAGUUCGGGACAGCGCGAGUCAACUCCCAAGUUUGACGGUCAGGAGAUCUUCUGCGAUUCAACAAAGAUGGAUCCAGUUCAGUGGUUCCGCAAGUUUGAACUCACGUUGCAGCUGCAUCUCGUCAGCGAAUGCAAGCACCACGCGUACUUAUACUCCCGGUCGGGAGGCGCAUGCCAGGCAUGGCUGGACAAUCUCUUGUCCCAGUACGGGGUGGUCGCUGCCGAGUUACACACGAAAAUUAGUUGGGAAGACCUCAAGGCGGCGUGGCACAAACGGUUCCAGGCGGAGCCGCCGGAGAUCAAGGCCAUGGACAAGCUCAUGACCUUCGAGAAAGGCUCACUGCCAAGCGUCGACUGGAUUGCCGAGUACCAACGCUUGACAUCCGUCCCAGGUCUCCCGAUGGGCUUCAAAGCCAUCAAGCAAUACUUCAUUUCAAGGUCGUGCCCGGCGUUGAGCAACGCCUUGACGCAUGUUGAGGACACACUGACCGCGCAGAUUAUCGUCACAAACAAGGAGGCGAAGAACCUCACUCGUGCUGCGGCAGGCCCGAGCAAGGACCAGCAUCGGCCCAAGGUGGCCGUGGUUGCGGCGCCAUCGCCAAGCAGCCAAUCUAGCGAGGCGGAGUCUGCCAAUGAAGGAGACAGACUCGCAGCUGCCCGGGAUGGUGGCCACCCCGGCCGAGGCCGAGGACGCGGCAAAGCGAAGACAAACACCACAUUAAACCCCGGCGGGCUGCCCUACCAAGGGGAAGGGCAAGCAGGGAAACUGAGCGCCGCCGAGAGUGCGUCGACGACACUCUCGACGCCUUCAGACCCGGCUUCUUCGCGAGUGACCGGCCUUCAUUCCGAGGCGCAUGCGGAAGUCGAUAUUCCUUUUCUCUAUUCUUUUGAGGACUAUGCUGCCCGACUCGUUCCGACGCUGGAAACUUUUGCUCAAGGACAAGACGUGUGUGCGGCAUCUUCUCCGUUCGACAACGGUUCUUCUUCGUCUUCAAGUCAUUUUUUACGGGAUUCGGCGCGCGAGUUCAACAUAGAGGAAUUGAACCCGCUCAUGUCUGAGGAUUUCGCAUGGUUUUCUCUCCCGACCACGGGCCGCUUGCCGGGACCGCAAUGCGCAGCACUUUCCGCCCAUCUUCACAAGUACUUGUCCUUCUAUGCAUCACCAACUUCGCCGACGGAUGACGAGGUCGCGGUGAGGGACAUCUUGGCAUAUGUUACCAAGGUGGCCCGCGAGUUUCGCACACAGCAGUACGAUGACAAUAACGCACCGCUGAUGUAUGUCCGCAUCCAAGUUGGGCAAGCGUCCUGCAGCGCUUUGCUGGAUAGCGGCGCGACUCGCAACUUCAUGAGCCAAGCCUUUAUGCAAAGGGCUGGCCUCGGCGCGCAGGUUCGAAGGAAGGCAAACCCGACGGCGAUCAAGUUGGCGGAUGGAAAGACGCAGCAACUUCUCGACCGUUACAUCAAGGCUGUACCGGUGUACUUCGCACCUCAUGCGUGCGAACCGGUCACGUUCGACAUCUUGGACACAGACUUCGAUAUCAUCCUGGGAAUGCCUUGGCUCGCAAGUGCGGAUCACACGGUCAACUUUCACCAGCGGACUCUCACCGUUCGCGACGCCUUCGACGCCGAGGUGCCGUGUACUAUUCCUCUUCUGCACCCUUCGAUCCGGUGCCAAGUCGUGACGGCCAAAUCGUUCUGGGCUACAUGUGCAUAUGAGCAACCCGACGAGAUAGGCCCAUGUUUCUUGCGGACCGUCGAGGUAGCCGACUUUUCACCAUCGGACUUGUCUUCGGACCCCCGUGUGGUACGGCUGCUUGACGAGUUCGCCGACAUCUUCGAGUCACCUACCGGUGUGGUGCCGGAUCGGCCGAUCUCUCACGAGAUCAUUCUUGAGGCCGGUGUCGUGCCGCUGAAAGGUUGCAUCUAUCGGAUGAGCGAGGAGGAACUGGAGGUCCUUCGCGCACAACUCGACGACUUGUUGGCCAAGGGCUGGAUCCGCCCUAGCAGCUCCCCAUAUGGAGCACCGGUUCUCUUCGUAAGGAAGAAGAACAAGGAUCUACAACUGUGCAUCGACUACCGCAAGCUCAACGCACAAACUGUGAAGAAUGCGGGGCCUCUUCCUCGUAUCGACGACCUUCUUGAGCGAUUGGGCGGUGCUAAGUUCUUUUCUAAGUUGGACUUGAAGUCGGGGUAUCAUCAAAUUUCGAUACGCCCGAAUGAUUGCUACAAAACCGCAUUCAAGACACGGUAUGGGCAUUUUGAGUGGGUGGUCAUGCCUUUUGGCCUCACCAAUGCCCCGACAACCUUCGAAGCGACAAUGACCAAUGAGUUUCGUGCGAUGCUGGAUCGUUUUGUGCUGGUCUACUUAGACGACAUUCUCGUCUAUAGUCGGACCUUGGAGGAUCAUCUUGAGCAUCUUCGACGAGUGUUGGAGACGCUCCGCCGUGCCAAGUACAAAGCCAACCGCGACAAGUGUGAGUUCGUCCGGCAAGAGCUUGAGUACUUGGGCCAUUUUGUCACACCGGAGGGCAUCAGCCCCCUAUCGGAGAAAAUUCAAGCCAUCCAGGAGUGGCCGGAGCCGCGUAACGUCACGGAUGUCCGUUCGUUUCUUGGUCUUGCCGGCUACUAUCAGCGCUUCAUCAACGGCUAUUCGAAGAUCGCGGCCCAUUUGACCAAGCUUCAAUGCGAGGAUCGACCGUUUGACUUCGACGAGGAUGCGCGGGAAUCCUUCUUAGCUCUUAAAGCUGCACUUUUCUCAGCGGAGGUCUUGCGGAUCUACGACCCGCUAUUGCCCACACGCGUCACUACUGAUGCAUCCGGCUAUGGCAUUGGUGCAGUCCUCGAAUAACACGAUGGCGUGGACUGGCACCCGGUCGA